CCCGGCCCCGGCCCGAGCCCGGAGCUCCGCCGCCGCCUCGCGCCGCGGGUCCCCGGACACGCCGCCGCCGCCGGGAAGGCAGCCGGCGCCGAGCAAGUUGCGAGCGCGCCUCUCCGCCCGGGAAAGUUUCCCCCGCGGCCGCCGGCGGGAGUUGGCGCGGGAUCCCAGCUGCCGCCGCGGGAAGAGUCGAUCCUGAAGCUGCCAUCAGAAGGAGGGCUCAGGAGAAGCUUGGCACCCGUGGGCUCAGAGGGAGAGACACACGUGGAAAGAGGUGGGCAUCUCCUGGGCGGCCUCCAGCUUGCCGUGGCUGGAGCUUCCAACCCUGCCAUCAAAGCAACUUGAACCUCUUGAAUUGGCUUUCCAGAAACGUGGGCAUAAUCCUUUCCAGACUUCCCGCCGCCGGCUACCCAGGACAAGCUGGGCCAAUAAAAGAAACCUGCACGAGCCCCUCUGACAGGAGACUCCGUCCUGCUGACGCCUGAAGAACUGCCAGGAGGAGCACCAUGGAAGGUGACUGUCUGAGCUGCAUGAAGUAUCUGAUGUUUGUUUUCAAUUUCUUCAUAUUUCUGGGCGGGGCCUGCCUGCUGGGCAUUGGCAUCUGGGUCAUGGUGGACCCCACCGGCUUCCGGGAGAUCGUGGCCGCCAACCCGCUGCUCCUCACGGGCGCCUACAUCCUCCUGGCCAUGGGGGGCCUGCUUUUUCUGCUCGGCUUCCUGGGCUGCUGCGGGGCUGUCCGCGAGAACAAGUGUCUGCUGCUGUUCUUCUUCCUGUUCAUCCUGAUCAUCUUCCUGGCGGAGCUCUCAGCGGCCAUCCUGGCCUUCAUCUUCAGGGAAAAUCUCACCCGAGAAUUCUUCACCAAGGAGCUCACCAAGCACUACCAGGGCAAUAACGACACGGACGUCUUCUCUGCCACCUGGAACUCGGUCAUGAUCACAUUCGGCUGCUGUGGGGUCAACGGGCCCGAAGACUUUAAGUUCGCGUCAGUCUUUCGACUCUUGACGCUGGACAGCGAAGAGGUGCCGGAGGCCUGCUGCCGGCGAGAGCCCCAGAGUCGGGACGGGGUCCUGCUGAGCAGGGAGGAGUGCCUCCUGGGGAGGAGCCUGUUCCUCAACAAGCAGGGCUGCUACACCGUGAUCCUCAACACUUUCGAAACCUACGUCUACCUGGCUGGGGCUCUCGCCAUCGGGGUGCUGGCCAUUGAGCUUUUUGCCAUGAUCUUCGCCAUGUGCCUCUUCCGGGGCAUCCAGUAGAUGGUGUGGCCCGACGCCUCGGCCCGCCCACCACCGCCCAGCACCCAACGCGCUCCGCUGCCCCUCCCGCCGUCCUCUUGGCCCCAGGGGAGGAGAUGAGGCCGUCACGGAUGGCCAGGGGAAUAGAGCUAUUUUUUUAACAAGAAAUGAAGACAAAAAUAAGGACUGAUGUACCCUCGCCUGGACUCCAGGGCAGGUGCCAUGGGCUCUCCGCAGGGACCCCAGCACCCGGGCCAGGAUGCAGUCUGCUCUAGAGACCAAAGGAACACCAAUCCCAGGCCCCCUCCUUGGCCCAGCCAGACUGGUAUCCCCAGGCCGGGGCCCACUCUCCUCACAGCUUCAGGACCUGGUGCCAAGAAAGUGAGGAUUUAGACAACAAGGAGGCAAAAGCAAACCUCAGAGAAGUCAUCCAAGCCCAGUGGGGCCCAAGGAGACUCAGCCACCACGUCCUUGAGGACUCAGAACCUACAGUGCAAUCUCUGGCCCACCGGAGGGUGGAGUUGUCCCCACCACAGGGCAGGGCCAAGAGUGGGCUGCAGACACUGGAUGCGAGAACAGCCCUGCCGGCAGGGUCCUUGUUUUCCCAUCUGUUGGACCAAAUAAUCUUGAAGGCCCAGAGAGGGGCAGUGGCCUGUCCACAGUCACACAGCACACGCAUGACAGUUCUGAACGAGAACCUGAGUUGUCUCCAGGCCGCUGGCACUUCAUGCAGGGCUCUGUCACAUCUGCUGCUCACACGCCCCCUGGCCUUGGCAUCCUGGUUCCCACAGGGGAGAGAGAACCCGGCCAGCUGUACAGCUAAGACUCUGCACUAUGUGUCCCCGCCCUCCCUCAAACUUCCCCACACUUCUGAGUCCCCACAAAACACGUGUCUGCACAUCACAUCCCCUUGUCCACUCCGCCCACCUCUCCCCACAAGCCACCCCCUUCCCCGUCCUUCCCCAAUUCCUUGGCUCCCAGAGUGCAAGAAACCCCCAUGGUCAUCUGGGUCUCCCUUUCCCCACCCAGAACUGAGGCUUGGUUGUCUUCUGCACACUUGCCAAGAUUCUCCACUUUCUUCUUGCAUACCUCCAGGGACGGAGAGCUCACUACCUCCCAAGGCAGCCUUCUGCCUUUGGACUGCUCCGACUUUAGCAGAAUAUACAGAAGAGGUUUCUGGUUUUCUGUGGUACCGUCCAUGGUAUCCCACUUGCUCCCUCUCGUUCCCGGAGUGUUAGGGCUACACAUUGACUCCCCUGAGCCCUCUUCUUUCCAGGCUCUAAAGUCCCCAAGGCAUCUCUGCCAUUUCUGCUGUGACAAGGUUUCCUGUAUCUUCACACUGUCCAUACAUUUCUGAGUAUUCCCUCUAGGCUUGGGCAGGGACACUCACAACAUACAUGCCUCAAAGUCUAGACUAGUGUUGGCAACCGGAUUGCAAGAUGCCUCGACCCUGAUUCAUCAGGAGUGGCUGCGGAGGCUGUGCCGAGGAUCCAAGGUUUGGUCUGGGGUCAUUGGGAGAGGGCAGCACAGUCCUGAUCGGUGAUGUCUGCCCCACACCCUCAGGGUGAUUAGUGAUGUCUGCCACAGGCACAGGGAUGGAAGGAGCGGCACGAUGCCUGCCCUCUGCUCUCUCCACCGUCCCUCUUCAGAUCCUACAAAGAGCCUGUCCUGUCUCACAAGCCGCUGGCACCCUGUACCAGCUCCCUGCCUCUGCUCAUGCUUUCCAGCUAAAUCCGGGAGACACAGAGCCCAGUGCUCCCGUGCCUGCCACCUUCUGAGAUGCAGCCUGGAGCUCUGUGCCUGCAGGAAAGAUUCGGUGUGACCCUCCUUCCCGUCCUCCUGCUGUGCCCACCAGUCCUGGGCCUCCCCCUAGGUUUCUGAUUUGGUUUUCCCUGGCGACUCCAUACAUGAGCUCCCUAGAGACCCGGCUCCCAGGAUCCAAGCGGACCUGCAGCUGGGACCCCAGCCUGGCCUGAGAAGGGCCUAGGGCCUGACCCUCUCUGGACCCACCCACUUGAUUAGCUCCAGCUUCCCGGCAGAAGCAAAUGGCUGGUCUGGGGUUAACCAAAACCCCAAACCCAGGCUGGGCAGGGCUAGAAAUCGCACAGCUCCAUGGCUCCAGUCCAGAGGCAUCCCAGGCUUCUGCCGCCCAUGGAGGAGCUAGAGGGAGGAUCUAGGAGAAAGGGCUGAUCACUGAGGAACAGUGGCUCAGGUGGGUUCAAGGUGGAUCCAAGACUCCCCAAGGACUUGCUGUAAAGGUGCCGAGGAACCUGCAUCCGCCACUUCAGCUCCCAGCCACUGCCCACCGUCCCGGGCUGGAGGGAAAGCAGGCCGUCUCUGCUCCCAUGGCAUGCGCCCAGGCUGGUAGCUAUCGGCAAGGCUGCCUGAGACCAUUCCUAGGUGCCAAGGAAAAUAAAGCCCAGCCCAAAUCAAGCUGGACCCUCCCUCCCUGCACAAGACCUGCAGGCGCCAGGAUUCCAGACACAACCCACAGUUGGCUGCUGGCUGGGGAGGGGGCGGUGGGCAGGGAUGCCUCUUCCCACCCCAGGAUACAACAGCCCGUAACUGAGACCUCCUCUGACCCCACUAACAGGGCAAGGAACAAGGAAGACUUUACACGGCUGAUCACACACCCUACCCUGUUCCAAAAGCCACUUUCCUGAAGUUACUGCAUCUUGGAGAAAGGGAAUCUAUCUUAGAAGCGGGGGGUCAGGGGCUCAGCCCCUCCCCAGGCUCCCUACUGACAUGCAGCCUUGUUGCUUGGGCCUCCCCUGUCCUCUCUCUGUCCUUGCCUAAGGGGCCCAGACAGGACUCCCCAAACCAGCCGGGGCCCCAGCACCCCACUUCCCCAGAAGCCCCCUCCUCCCCUCCCCUGCGGGCCCUGUGUUGAAAGUCUAUUUUGAAAACUGUACAUGUUCCUUGCGGUAGAUAGCAGAGCUAAUUUAUCAUGUUUAUCUCCUGUGAGCCCCCGUUUUUAUAUUAUAUAUCGAGAGGAGUUUUUGUAAUAUAAAGCAGGACGCCCACACUGAUGGUUUUGCACUGGUUUUUGUGACUGUUUCUUACAAAAAGAAAAAGGAACGAAGAAUAAAUAGUGACCGUGAA
Molecule: messenger RNA, 4331 nt
Organism: Lemur catta (Ring-tailed lemur)
Lineage: Eukaryota; Metazoa; Chordata; Mammalia; Primates; Lemuridae
Gene: TSPAN18
Product: tetraspanin 18
Exons: 11
Coding region: 504-1250 (248 amino acids)
Cellular component (GO): membrane
Source: RefSeq, a predicted model, not a curated record